GCACAUGCGCAGUAGAUCCUCGGCAAAGUGUCAACGUGGUAGGGGUCUCCACGUACCCACGCACGUACCUAGAAGUACUUCCGGAUUUACGUCGCUAUUUGCUAAACUUUACUACAGCGCAAUUGUUUUGUAAGUGGAAAAUGGCGUCUUUAGAUGCUUUCGCCCGUGACAAAGUAAGUUCUGGGGUAGUUAUGGAACUUUUGGAACGGAAAUGAAUUGGUACCAAGGUCGCUACGUGGCAGUGGGAGGGACAAAAAUGUGGUUUCACCCUGGUUCUGCUUAGCAAUAACAUGUCCGCCUUUUUUUAGACGGUAACUUUGUGCAAAAUUUUAGUAAUAACGCCAUGUUGUGUUUGGUUCUUGAUUUUCUCACAUAACGAUAAAAAAAUAGUGAAAAGUUGUGAUUUUGGGAGGAGUAGCUCCAGCAGCCUUGACUCUUCUUCCUCUGGGGGCGGAGAGAUUCGGUCCGGCUACGUGUAACCGAGUCGGCCCUCCCAAAUAAACAACAUGGCACCCUCAGUGCUGUUGCUUCUGGUGCUCCUCUUCGGCUUCGGUUCGGUCCACUGCCAGUACGAGAAGUACAGCUUCAGAAGCUUCCCUAGGAGCGAACUCAUGCCGCUGGAGUCGGCCUACAAAUACGCGCUGGACCAGUACUCUGAUGAGAAAUGGGGGGACGCGGUGGAGUACCUGGAGGUGUCCCUGCGCCUCUACCGGCUGCUGCGGGACAGCGAAGCUUUCUGUAACCUCAACUGCAGCUCGGCGCGCCGGGAAGAUGAGAACAAAUUCGCAGAGUUCCCUGAGUUGCGAGCCUUUGCAAAUGUUCUCCUGAGGGCCCAAUGUCUGAAGCGAUGCAAGCAGGGGCUGCCCGCCUUCAGGCAAUCCAUGCCCAGCCGGGACACCAUGGAUGAGUUUGAGAGAAGGGAUCCCUACCGGUACUUGCAGUACGCUUACUUCAAGAGCGACAGGCUGGCCAAGGCCGUGUCGGCCGCUCACACCUUCCUUCUCAAGCACCCCAACGAUGAGAUGAUGCAGAAGAACAUGGCCUAUUACAAGAGCCUGCCGGGGGCCGAGGAGCACCUUAAAGACCUGGAGACCAAAUCCUACGAGAUGCUGUUUGUUCGCGCCGUGCGGGCAUACAACGGCGAGAACUUCCGAACGUCCGUGUCUGACAUGGAGCUGGCCUUGCGAGACUUCUUUAAGGUCUACGACGAGUGCCUCGCCGCCUCUGAGGGUCCUCGGGACAUCAAGGAUUUCAAAGACUUCUACCCUAACAUCGCCGACCACUACGCGGAAGUGCUGGAGAGAAAGGUGCAAUGUGAGAGCGACCUGACUCCAGUGGUGGGGGGAUUUGUGGUGGACAAGUUUGUGGCCACCAUGUACCACUACCUACAGUUUGCCUACUACAAGCUGAAGGAUCUGAAGAACGCCGUGCCGUGCGCCACCAGCUACCUGCUCUUCGACCCCACCGACGAGGUGAUGAAGAACAAUGUGGUCUACUAUAAGUUCCAUAAGGACAAGUGGCAGCUCACCGACGAAGACUUCCAACCCAGAGCGGAGGCGCUGCGCUACUACAAUCAGACCACCAUGCAGAAUGAGAUGGUGGACUUCGCCAGAAAGCGUCUUGCCAGCGAUGAUGAGGGUGAGGUGGUGGAAUUCAUAGAUGAGUUUCUGGAUUAGCAAAAAUUCACCCUGAAAGCAAAAGCAUUUAUUUAUUGAAAUUUGUUGUUACAAAAGAAUCUUUUCCAGCCUCAUUUUAUUAUAUGGUGGGUGGGGUGGGGGGGUGGAUGACAUUUUUAUACUUGCUCUUACUUGAAUGAAUGGCUCCGCUGUGAAUCGGUUGACAAUAAAAGCCGUUGCCGAAA
Messenger RNA from Syngnathus acus (greater pipefish), 1861 nucleotides. It is a transcript of the gene crtap, whose product is annotated as cartilage associated protein. Bases 507 to 1676 code for a protein of 389 amino acids. Gene Ontology annotation, biological process: peptidyl-proline hydroxylation to 3-hydroxy-L-proline; collagen fibril organization. Lineage: Eukaryota; Metazoa; Chordata; Actinopteri; Syngnathiformes; Syngnathidae. The transcript is spliced from 7 exons. The record is from RefSeq and is a predicted model, not a curated record. Gene Ontology annotation, molecular function: collagen binding; protein binding. Gene Ontology annotation, cellular component: endoplasmic reticulum.